AUGGCUCCCAAGAAGGGGAAGAAGGACAAGGAGCAGAAGGAUGCGGCUGCAGUCGCCCCUGCCAGUGUCAACUUGUCGCCCGCUAUGGCCGAGUUGCUGAACAAGAAGAUCCGAGAAUUCGAGAAAAGCUCAGCCGAGGAGAACGAGAAGUCUCAAAAGGCGCAGAAAGGCAAAGCCCGAACGGCUGCCAAGAACAAGCUCAAAGAGGUGAAGCAGAUUGCCACUGGCACUGCCCCGGACGCGGAAAAGAUACAGCAGCUGGUCCAGCGUCUGGAGGCAGAAGAUGAGGAGGCGAUGAGCCUCGGCCAGGAUGUGGAAUCCCGGACGAAGGAGCUGACGGACGUCGAGGACAAAGCAGACAGUGCACAGGCAGAGCUGUCAAAGUGCCUCGCCACGAAGUCGAAGCUGGAAUCCCUACUUCGUCAACUCCAACAGCAGACGAACACCCUCAACGAGGAAAGGAGGAAGCUCACGGAUGCGGAGAGGCAGCGGCGUCAGGAUCUGGCGGAUGAGUUCCAACAGACCAUCGCUGAUGUCAAGAAGAAGAUGGAUCAGCAGGCUAGCGAGCGAAGUCGGCUUGCUCUGGAAAACGAGGUCCUUCGAACAAAGUUCAAGGAGUUCUUCGAGAAGUAUGACCUGCGAGAGAAGGAUUUGGCCGAGCAACAGAAGACUCGCGAGGUAGAAGUGAAGGCCUUUGAGCAGAGGCACACGUCGGAUCUGACCUGUUUGUGCAUGCUAAGCCCUGCUAAGCAUAUACAAUUCAUACAGUUGUACACAGCAUACGCACAUCUACCAUACAUACACACGUGCAUUCAUUCAAUUAUUCAUUCGUAUAUGGAUACAAACAUACAUACGGUCAUACAUGUAUACAUGACGGUCUGUUUUCGCAGGCUAGUCAUUCUAGUCGUGCUGAUGUGGUUAUUGCUGCUGCCGCGUGACAGCUGCUGCUGCUGCCGCUGCUGCUACUGCUGCUCCGACUUCCUUUCGUGUUCGUACUACUACGAGUACGACUUUGACUUCGACUGCGACUGCGACUACUACUGCUACUACGACGACGACGACUACUGCUGCAUUUCAGGCGCAUUACAGAACCGCUUUUAUUAA
Messenger RNA from Symbiodinium necroappetens, 1104 nucleotides. Lineage: Eukaryota; Dinophyceae; Suessiales; Symbiodiniaceae. The record is from the annotation of a GenBank genome assembly.